This is a messenger RNA of Zingiber officinale, 822 nucleotides long. RefSeq lists its product as uncharacterized. The coding region runs from base 1 to 822 and encodes 273 amino acids. The transcript has a single exon. Lineage: Eukaryota; Viridiplantae; Streptophyta; Magnoliopsida; Zingiberales; Zingiberaceae. The record is from RefSeq and is a predicted model, not a curated record.
AUGGAGGAUCCCUUACCUCGCCACUACACCCCAUUGGCGAUUGGGGAGUACAAUGGGAGCGCCGACCCAGAUGAUCACUUGGCCAAGUUCGACAACGCGGCCACUCUGCAUCAGUACAUCGAUGGGAUGAAGUGCAGGGUAUUCUUGACAACGCUUUCGGGACCAGCUCAACGGUGGUUCACCAGGUUGCCGACCGGGUCCAUACGCAGCUUCAAGGAUUUCCGGGCCGCUUUCCUGCACCACUUCGCGAGUAGCCACCGGCAUCAGAAAACAAGCGCCAACUUGUUUUCUCUUAAGCAAGGUUCCCGAGAAGCGCUCAGAGCAUACAUUCAACGAUUUAACCAAACUGCGAUGGACAUACCAGCAGUCUCAUCAAAAGUGCUGGUAAACACUUUCACUCAAGGGCUCGUAGAGGGUGAGUUCUUCCGAUCCCUCAUCCGCAGACCCCCGAAUGAUUUCGCUCAUCUCCAAAGGAAGGCCACGGAAUACAUCAACGUGGAAGAAGCGCAAGCGGCCCGAAGGAAAGAGGCGCCUGCCGAGCCUCAACUGGAGGCCGAUCGGAGGAGACCAAGCAACCACCAGCCUCCAACCGGUCCCAGGGCCGCGAAGUCGCAACUGUAUCCUGAGCCGAGAACGCAUGCAGUCCAUAUGGAGGCCGCCCAACUCAAGAAGGGCAAAAAGUGGACCCCGAUGUUCUGUAAGUUCCAUCAAUCAGGGACGCACAACACGUGGGAGUGCCAAGGUGACCCUAAUGUGCAGCAGCCCGCGCCAAAGGAGUAUAGACGUCGGUCGCCUACACCGGAUAGGCAGCAUGAGCGCUGA